This is a messenger RNA of Ceratotherium simum simum (southern white rhinoceros), 1892 nucleotides long. It is a transcript of the gene TAF11, whose product is annotated as TATA-box binding protein associated factor 11. Gene Ontology annotation, biological process: transcription initiation at RNA polymerase II promoter; RNA polymerase II preinitiation complex assembly. Gene Ontology annotation, cellular component: transcription factor TFIID complex; nucleus. Lineage: Eukaryota; Metazoa; Chordata; Mammalia; Perissodactyla; Rhinocerotidae. The record is from RefSeq and is a predicted model, not a curated record. Gene Ontology annotation, molecular function: RNA polymerase II general transcription initiation factor activity; protein heterodimerization activity.
GUCUGUGGUCUGCGCGAAGUGGACCCCGCGGUGAGGAGAUAGGCCUCCAGGGGCAAGGGGACUGCGCCAUGUGGGCACCCACUGUACGGGUGGAAGAGGACAAACGGGGCCCACCUGUAUGCGCCUCCCGAAGGGCGUUCCUUCCCCGAAGGUUUUGGGAUCCCACAGGACAGGAAAUACGGUGCUUGAGGAACAGAAGAGGAAUGCUGGCAAUUCAGUGUAAACACAGGCCCGCAGUCUCUGUCCAAUUGAAACGUAUGAGGUUGAGUCCUCAACUGAAAGUUGACCAGGCAGCCGCGUCCCACAACAAGGGCGUACAACGGAAUUGAGUUUUCUCGCGUCCCCGAACUUGACUCUGAGGAAAGCGGAUUAAGGAAGGAGUUAACUGACAUUUUUAGAAAGGCAGAAAGAAAAAAGACGUCCUUCAGUAAACAACAGAGCUCUCCUUUACAAAUGCUGGUUUGGCAGGGUGGAAAAUCCAAACUGACUUCGAUACUCUCAAUUUUCCCUCUCCGCACCGCCACCGAAUCAGAGUCAAAACGGAGUCCUGAAGUCCUCUACGCGCGCCUCAGAAUGACCCCUCCGAGGAGCAGUAGGGGUGAUGUCAUCGCAGCGCGACAACAGGAAGUAAGCUGGGUGGCUGUGCCGCGCGCGGUCUCGAGCUCCUGAGUCUGACAGCACCGCGAUCUCUUCUCCCCUUCUCGCCGCGAUGGAUAAUGCCUGCGAGUCGCUCACGGAAAAAGGUGGAGAGACAGGGGAGUCAGAUGAGACUGCCGCUGCUCCCGGGGGGCCCGGGGCUACUGACAUGGACGGAAUCCCGGAGGAAACUGACGGGGACGGAGAUGGGGACUUGAAAGAAGCAGCAGCUGAGGAAGGCGAGCUCAAGAGUCAGGACAUCUCAGAUUUAACAGCUGUUGAAAGGGAAGACUCAUCGUUACUUACUCCUGCAGCCAAAAAACUGAAAAUAGAUGCCAAAGAAAAGAAAGAGAAGAAGCAGAAAGUGGAUGAAGAUGAGAUUCAAAAGAUGCAAAUCCUGGUUUCUUCUUUUUCUGAGGAGCAGCUGAACCGUUAUGAAAUGUAUCGCCGGUCAGCUUUCCCUAAGGCAGCCAUUAAAAGGCUGAUCCAGUCCAUCACUGGCACCUCUGUGUCUCAGAAUGUUGUUAUUGCUAUGUCUGGUAUUUCCAAGGUUUUCGUCGGGGAGGUGGUAGAAGAAGCACUGGAUGUAUGUGAGAAGUGGGGAGAAAUGCCACCACUACAACCUAAACAUAUGAGGGAGGCUGUACGGAGGUUAAAGUCAAAGGGGCAAAUCCCCAACUCGAAGCACAAAAAAAUCAUCUUCUUCUAGACCAAAGCCCAGAAAGGCCUGGUACUGAAGGAAGAAGUACUGGUUCCAGACUUCUAUUGCAUGAGACUUUCUGCACUGGUGCUUUAGUAUCUCAGUCCUCCAAGGAUUCCAUGAUGAUUUUAAUUCCUUCUCAAAACUCUGAUAUUCAUCGUACCUAGAAGAAGGCAUGUAGCCUGUUUCAUAUUUGCCUUGACUAAAUAUUGGGACCUCUUUAAGGCAUUUUGAAGCGUUUAACUGUUUCUUGGCUAGUUGGAAGAAGAAAGGUACAUGGGCCCUAAGCAUCUUCUAAACAGGGGAGCUGCUUUCAGCAAGAAAACUUUUCCAAGAGAGCUUUGACAGCUUCACAUUGAAGCCUGAAGUUGCUAGGACUUCAGUUGUUGCUUACAUCUGGUUUUAAGUGGAUGAAACAACCAGAAACUUUUGCUUGUGAUUCUCUACCAUGAAGGACACAAUGACAGCAGGAGGUGGAAUAGUUUGUCCUUGUAAACAUUUAAGAUUCUCCUCUGGAUUUUGGCGAGUGAUCAUUAAACUGUUUUCCAACUUGCCA